This is a messenger RNA of Gorilla gorilla gorilla (western lowland gorilla), 314 nucleotides long. Its product is annotated as large ribosomal subunit protein eL39-like. The coding region runs from base 46 to 201 and encodes 51 amino acids. The record is from RefSeq and is a predicted model, not a curated record. The transcript has a single exon. Gene Ontology annotation, cellular component: ribosome; cytosolic large ribosomal subunit. Gene Ontology annotation, biological process: translation. Gene Ontology annotation, molecular function: structural constituent of ribosome. Lineage: Eukaryota; Metazoa; Chordata; Mammalia; Primates; Hominidae.
UCCUUUCUCCGCCAUCAUGGUGUGUGCUUGACUCCGCUUCUCGCCAUGUCUUCUCACAAGACCUUCAGGAUUAAGCCAUUCCUGGCCAAGAAACAAAAGCAAAAUUGUCCCAUUCCCCAGUGGAUUCGGAUGAAAACUGGUAAUAAAAUCAGGUACAACUCCAAAAGGAGACAUUGGAGAAGAACCAAGCUGGGUCUAUAAGGAAUUGCACAUAAGACGGCACACAUAUUGAUGCUGUCUGAAGGUCACAAUCAUGUUACCAUAUCAAGCUGAAAAUGUCACCACUAUCUAGAGAGUUCGAAAUGUUUUUCCUC